Messenger RNA from Raphanus sativus (radish), 1344 nucleotides. RefSeq names its product F-box/kelch-repeat protein SKIP4. The coding region runs from base 200 to 1267 and encodes 355 amino acids. The transcript has 3 exons. Gene Ontology annotation, molecular function: protein binding. The record is from RefSeq and is a predicted model, not a curated record. Lineage: Eukaryota; Viridiplantae; Streptophyta; Magnoliopsida; Brassicales; Brassicaceae.
AACUGAUUCCAAAAAAAGAUGUCGUCGCACGCUGUUGGUUAGAUAGAAGAAUCGAUCUAUCUCUCUCUCAAAGUGGAGGCUGGUGAUUCCUUAAUCACGCUUUACCUUUGUCACGAUCCGAGAUCUAUAAGACUACUCGUCAAGCUCCGGAAAAUUCUGAUCUAUCUAUCCUUUGCUGAUUUGAUUCACUUACACAACAAUGGACCGUAUAGUAGUACAUGAGAACGAAUCUUCGAAAGAGACACAAACGUCGCUUAUAAGCGGAGUCCCUGACGACAUCUUGAAUCUCUGCUUAGCCAGAGUUCCAAGAGAACACCACAUGGCGAUGAAAUGCGUUUCCAGGAGAUGGAGAGAUUCCAUCUGCAGUGAUGGCUUCUGCGACUAUCGCAAUAAGUCUAACCUGGCUGAAUCUUGGAUCUACGCCUUGUGCCGCCACACAUCAGGCCGUGUCUACUUGCACGUGCUGAUUCCUUCGAGAAGGUCAUGGAGAAGAGUCAAUCAGAUUCCUCGGCAUAUCACUUUUAGAGACGGUAUGGGUUUCGCAGUGUUGGGUAAGAGACUGUUUGUGUUGGGUGGGUGUGGCUGGGUGGAAGAUGCUAGUGAUGAUGUUUAUUGCUAUGAUGCUGCUAUGAACACUUGGCUUCACUUACUCCCUCCUCUCUCAACUAAAAGAUGCUUCUUUGCUUGUGAGACGCUGGGUGAGAAAGUCAUGGCUAUUGGUGGGUUAGGUGUGAACUCAAGAGCUUCACAGACUUGGGACAUCUAUGAUCCUAUAACGAGAGCAUGUGUAUCGUGUUCAGACGCGAAUAUUGUCCCUGAAAUCGAGGAUUCAUUUGUAAUGGAUGGGAAGGUUUAUGUUCGUGGUGGUGCUGGAUCUUAUGCUGCAGUCUAUGAUGGGUCUACCAAGGUUUGGGAACGAGUCGAUGAUGAUAUGGCAUCAGGAUGGCUAGGUCCAGCAGUUGUUGUAGGAGAUGAGGAUCUCUAUGUUUUGGAUCAGAGUUUUGGAGCUACGCUUACAAUGUGGUGCAAGGAGACGAGGAUGUGGAUCCGUAUAGGGAAGCUAUCUCAGUUGGUGAUGACGCAGCAAUGUCGGCUUGUUUGUGUUGGGAGUAAUAUCUUUGUGAUUGGUAAGGAUUGCUCUACUGUGGUGAUUGAUGUUGAGAAUGCGUGGAAGAAGACGAUGAAUGGAGUAAUGGUGUGCUCUUCUAUACCCAAGACUUGGGAUGAUCAUAUUUAUGUUAUUAGCUGUAAAUCUAUAGCUGUAUAAUGUUUUUUAACGCUCUACUGUUGAACCUUGCUAACUGUUUCUGUUGCUCAUCUAAAAUCACAAGCCUGUGUGAAUCA